AUGGAUGGAUGGACGAGGUCGGGCAACGGUGGGGCGGCAUCGGCCGGCCAUUGUUACUGUGCCUGGGUUGAGGCGGGUGGCAUUGGCAAGGCCAAGACCGAAGAGAGUCCUGCACAUUCAGGGGACCCGGGCUUGGACGGCGGAUGCGACUGGCCAGAUUCUGCUCUGCCUGCGCAACAACUAUCCAUCACUCUGCAUUCCAUGGCCGACUUUGCGGUGGCAGCCAUGCGGGAUGCGAAGCGCCUGUAA
Molecule: messenger RNA, 249 nt
Organism: Colletotrichum truncatum
Lineage: Eukaryota; Fungi; Ascomycota; Sordariomycetes; Glomerellales; Glomerellaceae
Source: RefSeq, a predicted model, not a curated record